AUGGCGGACCGAUUCCCAUCGCUGGAUGAUUUCGACUCCGGAGCGCAGACGGAGGUAAAGGACGCCACGGGCUCCGGCGAACAGGACUUUCUCGCGCGCGAGAAAGCGCUUCUGGGCGAUGAUGCCGAGCAAUUUGCUUCAAGUGGAGAUGCUACAACACUGGCAGAAACCAGUGGAGAUCUUCUCGGCGGAGGAAAUGCGCCCUCUACAUUCGAAUCGCAGUUCCCAGACCUCGCUGACCCCUCAUCUGGAAUUGCAGGCGCGCCUGGAUCUUCGACGAUCACAGGCCCCUCUGUCAGUUACAACUCGGGAUACCAAGCGACUGCGACCGACGAGGAAGAACCCGAGGUGAUCAAGCAGUGGAGAGAGAAGCGCGAUGUGCAGAUCGCAAAGAGAGCAGAGCAACUGGCAGCACAAAAAGAAGAGACGAUAAAAGAGGCACAGCAGAACAUCGACGACUUUUACGAGAACUACAACACGAAGAAGGAGAAGGGUAUUUCCCAGACUCGCAAGGAUGCUGAGCAGUUCCUUGCAAACCGAGAUGAUACUGUGUCAGGCGGUACUAGCUGGGAUAGAAUUGCUAAACUGGUUGAUGUAAGUGGCAAGGGAAGCAAAGGUGGUGCCUCUGGUAGUGGCAAGGAACGGUUUCGCGAGAUGUUGGUGAACCUUCGUAAGGAUGAGAAGGCACCCGGGGCUACUGGAUAUUGA
Cordyceps fumosorosea ARSEF 2679 is the source of this 708-nucleotide messenger RNA. RefSeq names its product clathrin light chain. Lineage: Eukaryota; Fungi; Ascomycota; Sordariomycetes; Hypocreales; Cordycipitaceae. Gene Ontology annotation, molecular function: clathrin heavy chain binding; structural molecule activity. The record is from RefSeq and is a predicted model, not a curated record. Gene Ontology annotation, biological process: clathrin-dependent endocytosis; intracellular protein transport; clathrin coat assembly. The coding region runs from base 1 to 708 and encodes 235 amino acids. The transcript has 3 exons. Gene Ontology annotation, cellular component: clathrin coat of coated pit; clathrin coat of trans-Golgi network vesicle; plasma membrane.